AUGUUGAGGGAUGCUGUAUUCAAACAGCGCACAGAUCAAACAGCCGUUAAAAUUGUGAUAAUGCUGUGCUUUGAUUGUAAAUUUGUGAUAACGUGUUGAAAUAAACAAAUCUGUGCAGUCAACGGGCGGUGCGUAUCAGUACAAGUUGUGUUUUGCUCGAGAGAGCAACUUUCUCGUUCGUAAGCGUUGCACGGACAAACUUAAACCCCGACUCAUACACAGAUAGUGAUCUCAGCUCGCUCGCAGUACAGUUUACGAUGCGUUCGCUGGUGCAUUUUAUAUUGAGUUUAGCAUUACUGCGCCUCGCCUGGGCCCAGGAAGAUGUUCACCUGCCCGACUAUUUGGUGUUUACGAAACAGUUUGCGGUGCACGUGCAGGUUCGCGAACCUUCCGGCAUCAUGGUCUGGACCCGGGACAGUCCGCUGAUCGAGACGUUCGGGCUGGAACUGUACGUUGGCCGGGGUAAUCACAGCACCCGGGGACCGAUCUGGGACAGACAGCUGCUCGUCAACACCUCCGUCCUGGUGGAUGGGAAGUUUUUCAUCCACGACGACGGCAUGGUGGUGGAAGUGGGUGACACGAUUCGCUAUCGCUUCAUGGUUACGCACAAGAAAACGCUGUUCCACAGCAAUUUCCGUCGGAUUCUCGUAACAGAUCAUCUAUUCUAUCGCCCGAAGAACAACUAUUGCUUCUCGCAGUGCCUGGUAGGCGAUCAGCAUGUCGCCCACGAAGAGGUUACCCACCUGAAGCUGCUGCUGGAGCAGAAGAUACUGCAGUGCGUCGGUACGCAAGCGUCCGAGCAUCUGUUCUUCCCGCUGGAAAAUGCCUCGAAGCUAGUGGCUGACGCCGAGCUGUACGUAAAGUCGCGCCUGUUUCAAGUGGAGGCACUGCGACCGCUGGUCAACAGUGUCGUCACGACCUACCUUGCCCACAAUGGUGUCGGCUUCCGUAUGCAUACACUGCUCGAUAAGUUUAAAGUGCUCGAGCUGGGCCAAGGCUACCUGGAUGUGAUCGAUUUCGACAGCUUCCUGGAGGAGUCGAACUAGCAGCGAAAGGGGAAUGGCUGAAUUCGUUUAAAACCAUUUAUUGUAAUCGUUACUAAACACUAAACACUUUGUGUCCCGAAA
Molecule: messenger RNA, 1127 nt
Organism: Anopheles gambiae (African malaria mosquito)
Lineage: Eukaryota; Metazoa; Arthropoda; Insecta; Diptera; Culicidae
Exons: 2
Coding region: 258-1046 (262 amino acids)
Molecular function (GO): carbohydrate binding
Source: RefSeq, a predicted model, not a curated record